This is a messenger RNA of Lipotes vexillifer (Yangtze River dolphin), 2985 nucleotides long. It is a transcript of the gene CBLN4, whose product is annotated as cerebellin 4 precursor. Gene Ontology annotation, molecular function: protein binding. The transcript is spliced from 3 exons. Gene Ontology annotation, cellular component: synapse. The record is from RefSeq and is a predicted model, not a curated record. The coding region runs from base 1270 to 1875 and encodes 201 amino acids. Lineage: Eukaryota; Metazoa; Chordata; Mammalia; Artiodactyla; Lipotidae.
GGCAGUCUCUGGGCAAGGCGCGGUCGGGACGGCGGCGUGGGUCCCCAGGUGCCAAGCAGCGCGCCGCGCGAGGCCGCUGCCGCCCAUCCAGCUUCGCAGCCGGGGCUGGCAGCGCCGCGCUCCGCUCGGAGGGCGCUCGGCGGCGGAGUCCGGUGCUCGGGAGGGGCGAGGGGAGCCUCAGCCCCCUCCGCCUGCCCAGACCGAGGAGGGAGCGAGCAGGCGCGGAGCUGGGCCAGGCGCAGGGCGGCGGGCGCCUCUCCCUGGGUACAGUCUCCCAGCUGCGCGCUCCCCGGGGCUGGGUGGCCGCAGACCCUGGCAGCCAGCAGUGCUGUGCGCCCCGCUUGCCCCGGGGUGCGUUAAGCGCCAGACAGCAGCUGCUCAGCUGGGGUCACCGGACUCCUUCUUCCCCUUUCCCGGGAGCCGGCGGGUUGAGCUAGAAGCCAACCCCAGCCGGACGUGCGCUCCUAUAAAUAGCGCGCGUGUGCCCGCCUCGCGCUCUCCCGGCUGCGCGAGGACAGAGAAAGUUGUGCGCAGGGACUCCGGGCGUGCGGCCGACGCAGGAGAGGACCCCACCGGCCGAGCCGCCCUGCAGCUGAGAACUGAUCCCGCGAAUUCGUGCUUUCCGUGCUGGGGACCCGGCCAGCCAGUGCGCAGCUGCCGACUUCCGAGAGACACCAAGCUUUGGGGAAUUUCUGGCUAAGCGAAAUUGAGAGUCGCUAGAGACCUGGCCAUGAACACAGCCUCGCGUUCUUCCCAAUCCGGGAAACACCUUCUGCUUCUGUAAUUCGUCCCUGCCGCGAGCCAGACACGUACUGGACCGACACGGGCACCGCUCGGCAUCCACCGUCCCCGUGGCUUCUCUGAGUCUCCUUCGUUUUUCCUGCUUCGUGGUUCACCCGGGGGUGACUGGGUUUGGGGAAUUUAUCAUUUUCCUCUUUGAGGUGUGAAUGUGAGGGUUUGGUGACUUUUAGAUGUCUAGGAACAAGGGUGGGUGCAGGGGCCCCAGGCAGGGCUGAUUCUUGGGCGGAGGAGGGUGGGGUAUAGGGGGUUCUGCAUGAGCUCCUUAAAGGACAAAGGUAGCAGAGCCAGCGAGAGAGCGCGAGGGGAGACUUUGACUUCAAACCACAGGAUUGGAAGUGUGCGCGCCGCCGCCGCCGUUCCCGCAGCGCUGUCGAUCUAGCCACGGGCAUCUUCCCGAGCUCCGGGGUACCGGGGUAGGAGGCGUCGCGGGCGAGCAGAAGCGCCAGCCGGCUGCCCACGAGGCUCACCAUGGGCUCCGGGGGCCGGGCGCUGUCCGUGGUGCCGGCUGUGCUGCUGGCCCUCACUCUGCCCGGGCUGGCCGUCUGGGCGCAGAACGACACGGAGCCCAUCGUGCUGGAAGGCAAGUGCCUCGUGGUGUGCGACUCGAACCCGGCCACGGACUCCAAGGGCUCCUCUUCCUCCCCUCUGGGGAUCUCGGUCCGGGCGGCUAACUCCAAGGUCGCCUUCUCGGCGGUGCGGAGCACCAACCACGAGCCAUCGGAGAUGAGCAACAAGACGCGCAUCAUUUACUUCGAUCAGAUCCUAGUAAAUGUGGGUAAUUUUUUCACCCUGGAGUCUGUCUUUGUAGCACCAAGGAAAGGAAUUUACAGUUUCAGUUUUCACGUAAUUAAAGUCUACCAGAGCCAAACAAUCCAGGUUAACCUGAUGUUAAAUGGAAAACCAGUAAUAUCUGCCUUUGCUGGGGAUAAAGACGUUACACGUGAGGCUGCCACGAAUGGGGUCCUGCUCUAUCUGGAUAAAGAGGAUAAGGUUUACCUAAAACUGGAGAAAGGUAACUUGGUCGGAGGCUGGCAGUAUUCCACGUUCUCUGGCUUUCUGGUGUUCCCCCUAUAGAAUUUGAUUUCUUCGCGAUGUUCAUCCGGGUGAGGGGCGGCCCACCCCUGACUUCCUGGAAGAUCAUUUCCUCAUCAUUGGAUUGAUGUCUUUUCUUGGUUUCUCAUGGGUGAAUAUGGAUUCCCUGUAAGGAUGCUAGGCCUGUCUGAAGCCGUACUGAGCUCCACAGGUUAUUUUUGUGCGUGUGCGUUUCAGUGUACUUGGAUCGGGACUCACAGCAGUUGAUACCCAUCUAUGCUUAAGUGUAACAGUUCAAAGCUGUCUGCAAGGUUUAUUCUGAAUAUAAUUUCCUGGAAUUACUGAAUUCGUUGCAGAUGUGGCAUUUUAUUUAGUUAGUUUUCAAAGACCGGCAACUGGGUCUGAGAAUUAGCGAACUGUAUAAAAGUUCUGACUUCAAUCAACGAUUUGUGUGAUACUGCCAAAGAAUUGUGUGCUGUGUUGAUAUACUGGUUUCACUUGCUUUUAUUGCUUUGGAAUUCGUUUUUUUGGUUUUCUUAGGGUAACUGCUGGCUUUGUGUCUUCUCUACAAAUAGGGUAAUGGCUUGUCUGCAGAUUUACUCUCUGAGGCCAGCAUCAGGACUUCCCUUUAAAAAAGAAUGCUUCAUAGUUGUAUUUUAAUUCUAUAUGUGAAAGAGUCAUAUUUUCCAAAUUAUAUUUUCUAAUAGGAAGAGUAGAUCAUAAAUAUAACAAGGAAAAAGUUGCUUUUACCCGAAUUCUAAGUGCUCAAUCCUCAAACCUCCGCAACACAGCUCUCUCCUCCACGGGAAAUCUUACACUUUAUUUCUCACUUUAAUUAACGUGAUUGAUAAUAACCACUUUUUAAGAACCUAAGGGAUUUUUUUCCCCUUAGACAUGACCACUUUAUUAACUGGAGAUGGGAUGCCCUUGUUUCGAAUUAUACCUAUUUUUCAAACCUCCUGUUGUGUUCGAAGUAUCAUCUGGUUUUGCCUUAACUCCUUAAAUUGUGUAGAUUUAUCUGUUUAGUUAAUACGAAAUCCAAAUAGCCCAAGCUAAACUUAGUGCAAUAUCUUAUUUUGUCUUUUGUAUAGGUCAUAUGAAUUCAUAAAAUUAUUUAUGUCUCUGUUAUAGAAUAAAGGUCAAUAUAUGUUA